This is a messenger RNA of Fopius arisanus, 844 nucleotides long. It is a transcript of the gene Blos4, whose product is annotated as biogenesis of lysosome-related organelles complex 1 subunit 4. NCBI's taxonomy places the organism in Eukaryota, Metazoa, Arthropoda, Insecta, Hymenoptera, Braconidae. The record is from RefSeq and is a predicted model, not a curated record. The transcript is spliced from 4 exons. The coding region runs from base 299 to 826 and encodes 175 amino acids. Gene Ontology annotation, cellular component: BLOC-1 complex.
UCCAUCGCCAUUGAGCCACUUGAAGUGCAAAAUCUAAUGAAAAUAAAUAGUGAGACUUGACAAAUGUGAUCUUUGUAUUUCUCAAUCUUACAAAUAUUUUUCUACUUCAUUUCACUAUAUAAUAUAUCAAAUAUAUUAAAAAUAUAUCAAAACCAAUCAAUAAUUAUUCACCAAUUCUUCCUAACGUAAAAAUUGUCCGAAUGUAUCCCAGAUGAUGAUAAAAUCUGUACAACAACAAGGUUAAAGAGUGGACUAAUGACAUUAAUUCCAUUGAAUUAAUUUAAUUGUUGUAAUAAAAAUGUCAAAUAAUAAAAUGCAGAUGAAUGUAAACGACAAGAUGAUUGAAGAAACCGCGAAAGAUUAUGCGGCGUAUCUUCAGGUGAAUCUCCCAAGUCAGACGAGAGGAGUGCAUGAAGCUGUGGAUGAAAUGCUGAUUCGCCUUGAGGAAUUCGAGUCAAUCGUUGGAAUGGUGCAAAAUUUACGAGCGGAAUGCACGUUUGAGCACCUGGUGCGCUUCCGUUCGGUUCAUCCAGCUCUGAUGGAGUUGUGCAAACGAAUCGAUGCACUCGAACAUGUCGUUGCCAGAGCAAGCAUUGACCUGGUGAGCUUAGAGGCAGCUGUGGAAGCUGCUGAAGCCGAAUUAGGGGCCAGCACGACAGUUUCCGAUCGUCUUUUUGGUAUCUUCAAUCCACUUUCACUCUUUAAAUCGAAAAAUCAAGAAACAACCGCCGCCUCGUCGUCGACGACUCAGGAGCCGUCAAGGCAAGAGCCCUUCGUUCUUCCCACCAUCUACAAGACCGAGGACGCAUUCAACACGAGUCAAUAGACAGCGCGUCAUAUUCAC